GGAGGUAACUACCAGACCGGAUGUGACGCAGUGGGAGCGCGCAGGCCGGAAAGCUUGCAGGUGGCGAAGAUGGCGGACAGCAGCCGUGUGAGCAAGGCCAGCGGGAGCAGCACCGGGAAGGGGGCGGUGUCGGCCGAACAGGUAAUUGCUGGCUUUAAUCGCCUUCGGCAGGAACAGAGGGGCUUGGCAUCCAAAGCAGCUGAGCUGGAGAUGGAAUUGAAUGAGCACAGCCUAGUGAUUGAUACACUGAAGGAAGUGGAUGAGACCCGCAAGUGCUACCGAAUGGUUGGAGGUGUGCUGGUAGAACGGACUGUCAAAGAAGUGCUGCCUGCCUUGGAGGGCAACAAAGAGCAGAUACAGAAGAUCAUUGAGACACUGUCACAGCAGCUUCAGGCAAAGGGGAAAGAACUUAAUGAAUUUCGGGAAAAGCACAACAUUCGUCUUAUGGGAGAAGAUGAGAAGCCAGCAGCCAAGGAAAACUCAGAAGGGGCUGGGACUAAGUCCAGCUCAGCAGGAGUGCUGGUCUCUUAGGAACUAAAGCCUCUGCAUUUUUUUUUAACCCUGAUUCCCACUUCUAAUUUCUUUUUAUUGUUGUUGUUGUUAUUAUUAUUUUCUCUGCUAUUGUAACAUUUUUUUGUUAAUUAAAUGUUUUGGUCAGAAUGCUUAGCUGAAGCUUGAAACUUUCUCUCGUUUAGGGCCAGCCAUAUUAAGGGCAAAAGAUAACAAACAGCUGGGCAUGGUGGCACACAUGCCUUGAUUUUAGUGCUUGGGCUACAAGAGGCAGAUCUGAGUUCCAGCCAGGCUGGUCUACAUAAUGAGUCCCAGGCCAUCUAAGGCUACAUAGUGAGACCAUGUUUCAAACAAAACAAAAAAAGAAUAUAUGAUUUGCAGGUUUUGUUUCUGCCAGGUCAGUGGCUCCCAGUAUUAGAAAGGCUUAUACUUUGGCCUUUCCCUUGCAAGUAAAGCUGUCUACUUACUAACUGCCCUCCUAAAAUGAACUCAGAGACAAAAUGUUGAUUCUCAGACUGGAAUUUAAUAAGUAUUUGAAGUGGGGCAGUAGCUCUAAUGAGAACGCUGUAUGGGUUUGCCACAACAUAGAGGCUUGGCCAUGUGCCUUUCUGCUGUUCUUUAGACGAAGAGUUCCAGGAUGCAAACCUGUGGGCUAGCUGUCCUGCCAUCCUCACCAAAACCCCCAACCAAAUAAAGCUGGUCAUUCCAAAGGCAA
Messenger RNA from Phodopus roborovskii (desert hamster), 1225 nucleotides. RefSeq names its product prefoldin subunit 2 (gene Pfdn2). The transcript is spliced from 4 exons. The record is from RefSeq and is a predicted model, not a curated record. Gene Ontology annotation, biological process: protein folding. The coding region runs from base 70 to 531 and encodes 153 amino acids. Gene Ontology annotation, molecular function: protein folding chaperone. Gene Ontology annotation, cellular component: prefoldin complex; cytoplasm. NCBI's taxonomy places the organism in Eukaryota, Metazoa, Chordata, Mammalia, Rodentia, Cricetidae.